Molecule: messenger RNA, 813 nt
Organism: Symbiodinium natans
Lineage: Eukaryota; Dinophyceae; Suessiales; Symbiodiniaceae
Source: the annotation of a GenBank genome assembly
AUGGAAGAUGUGCUGGUCCAAUUCUACCGCGGUCAGUUUCGGUGCUCAUUGGGGUAUUUACGAGAUCUUCAUGGUUGGCAAGGUCAGUAUGACAAGUUGGAAUCAAAUCAUCUGUACAUACAGUGGCUUUUUCCCAAUUAUUUCCAGUCGCAAUUUAAUUCCACGGCGCCGCUAUUGAGCAAACCUGGAGCUCGCGUUUUCCGCAGCGACGCAGAGAUCGCGGGAAAAUACAUCCAAUCAUACCAGCUCUUCUUGGACUUCUUGGGCCUGAGGCUCGUUGAUGACAAGACCGGAGAAAUCGGUCGUAUUCCAAACGGGCGCACCAGAUUAUAUGAAGCUUUAGUGCUUCGACAUCACAAUCACCUUCGAAUCCGACGGGUAUUGGCUUCCCUGGCAGUCACCGGGUUUGAGCGUUACAUGGCCCCAUUGGUAAACCAUUUGCGGUGGGAGAUUCUGGGGAUCAGUCCUCGUGAGAAGAGUCAGGCGCACCCAUCGGUGCGCCGGCGCAUGGCUGCUUACGUGCGCACCAUGCUGCCAGGCCGUGAAAAACCCAUCCUGCGGCCGCUCCGGAACAUCCCCUCGGCCUUGGAGACCUGGGACAAGUACGUUGAUGGCAAUCCGCACAAUUAUUCCAAGAACACUCGCGCUUCCGAAGAAGACCGUGUCGAGUCGGUUUUCUUUGGGCGCACGGGUCAGGAGUUUACCGGUGGGUCGCCGGAGGAGCUCGAGCUUGAGUCUGAGCGUGCAGAGAAACGGCUGCAGUCUACCGAGACGUGUUGCACGAGCUGCGCGCGUUUGCUGAUGAUUCACUAG